This is a messenger RNA of Corylus avellana, 1861 nucleotides long. NCBI's taxonomy places the organism in Eukaryota, Viridiplantae, Streptophyta, Magnoliopsida, Fagales, Betulaceae. The record is from RefSeq and is a predicted model, not a curated record.
AACUACGAAAAUGGCAUUUUAAGGGCAGUUCUGUAAUAUUGAGUUUUCCCUCUGCGUAUUCUCUCUUUGAAAACAGAGGAGAGAAGAAAGAACACAGAAGAGAAAAAAUAACAGAGAAAAAGGAGGGAAGAAGAAGGAAAGAAAGAGAAGAAAAGAGAGAAGAGGAGAGCAUAUGGAGGAAAAGAUCCGGAAAAUAUUUUGGGCGAAAGAUCCACCCGAGUGCUUUUGAGUUCAGAACCCGGUUAAUUAUACUAGGGUUUUAGGCGGGUUUUAAUAUACCACUCUUCAAACACCACCUCUCUCUCUCUCUCUCUCUCUCUCUCUCUCAAUUUGGAGCUUCUGAAUCUGGCGGUCAUGUGGAGAUCACCAGCAAUAUCUUUUCUGGUUGGCCGGUUAACUCAGCUUGGAGUGGUCAGGGUCCAAACUUUGAACAAAUCCAAUUACAGUACUAUGUUGUUGCAAUCUCAGAAAUCCAACCAAAGUGCUACACCAACAGCUGCGGCAUCUUUUCAGGAAGAAUGCAACAGCCAAGGUACGAGUCGAGAGCAUCAAAUUGGAGAGAAUGUUCCCAGAAAGGACAAGGUCAAGUUUCUUGUGAAUACUCUUCUCGAUAUCAAGGACAGUAAGGAGGCUGUUUAUGGUGCUCUAGAUGCAUGGGUUGCAUGGGAACAAAAUUUUCCUAUUGCAUCACUUAAGAGGGCAUUACUUGCUCUUGAGAAGGAACAGCAAUGGCAUAGAGUUGUUCAGGUGAUUAAGUGGAUGCUAAGCAAGGGGCAGGGAACCACAAUGGGAACAUAUGGCCAACUAAUAAGAGCUUUAGAGAUGGACCAUAGAGCAGAAGAAGCACACAAGUUUUGGGACCAGAAAAUUGGGAUCGAUCUACAUUCAGUUCCGUGGCAGUUGUGCAAACGAAUGAUAGCUAUAUACUAUCGAAAUAACAUGCAAAAGAAUCUUGUGAAGCUCUUCAAGGACUUGGAAGCUUUUGAUCGAAAGCCUCCAGAGAAAUCAAUAGUGCAGAAAGUGGCAAAUGCAUAUGAGAUUUUGGGCUUACUUGAAGAAAAAGAGAGGGUGCUGCAGAAGUACAAUCAUCUUUUCACUGAAGAUGCAUCCCUCAGGAAACGUAGGAAAGCCCCACCUAUGAAAAAGAAGAAAUAAGGUAAGGCCUUGUAGACCAUGUUUGAGGCGAUCAUCCCUUCCUACAGCGACGACAAUUUACAGCAAUUGGAAAUUAUCAAUGUUUGCAACGACGCAAGAUCGGAUAGCCACCCUGGUAAUGCGGAGAAAUUGAGACAAUGUCCAAUCCUAAUGUGUUGUAAAAGUGUCGGCAAAUCUUUUCCCUUCUGGCAAAGACUCCAACUGUGGUAACUAAUAAAAAUAAAAAACAAUGUUUGGAGGUUCAUGCUUAAGCCGUCUUUCUUGUCCUUCCCUUGAGUUGAAUCAGGUUGUCAAAAUUGUCAAUCUGCAGUCUCCUAUGGUUGAGAGACCAAUUUUCCACCGCCUGUAAAGCAACGAAAACAAAGAUUUUAAGUUGCCGCAUUUUUCGGAGCGUAAAGAUGGAAGAGAAGUGAAGAACCCUAUUCAAUUUGCCAGUUGACAGUUGUUUUGUGGUAACUACUAAACAUCUUCUGCUGAUAAUUUUUCUUGUUUGGCUUGGCAGCUCUUCUAGUGCUUCACAUUCUCGACACCUAAAAGUUGCAGGUUUUGCUGCUCGCAGUGGAACUAGCGAGUUUCUUACUUCUUGAGACUCCGAGACAAGUGUAAGAAUUUUAAAUGCUUCAUGGUAUUGAGACUCCGAGACAAGUGUAAGAAUUUUAAAUGCUUCAUGGUAUUACUUCAAAACAUGAGUUACUUUACAGGCCAA